CAAUUCAAAGCGAGCGAGGGAAAACCGGCUGAAGUCCUCUGGUUAUCUGGACGCCAUGUCCGUGCACGUGCUGGUGGCCGGGGCGGGGCCAGAUUCCCAGCUACCAUCCCACUUGACCAGGAUUCCCAUCUCCAGCGUCAGCACCGGCACCGACUCCACCACCAGGACAGUGAAGGGAAAUGUGCUUCACAAAGGGCCGCUGGUGUCUUCAGAAGCUCACGGCUUCCUCCUCAAGGCCGUCAUUCAAGAUGAAGAUUCGUCCAUUAACGUCGUCCUGUUGGGAGCUCUGGCCAAAGCCUUCAGCGAGGCCGUCAGUCCCGGGGAUGUGGUGGCGGCCUCCGGCUUCUCUGUGGGUAAAUCUCCCACAGUUCAUAAGGACAAGCUGCAUGCCUGUAACCUGCUGCUGCAUGGAGGCCACGCCUGCGUUUAUCUCUUCCGUCCGCCGCCCCCUCCUGACCCCAGGUCCCCGGUGGCCAGCAAGCGGAGCUCCGCCCCCCCCUCAGAGGUUUCCAAGACCGCCAAGACUCCAAAGUACACGUACGUCCGCCUGGACGAGCUGAAGGCGGCGGCGGCGUCGGUCAACGUGUACGGCGUGGUGGUGUUCUUCAAGCAGCCGUUCCGGAGCCGCGGCACAGACUGGUGCUCCAGCCUGAAAAUCGUCGAUCAGUCCAACAAGAAAGUCGGCUGCACCCUGUUCUGCGAGAAGCUGGAGGAUCAUCCGCAGAUCUUUAAAAACGGAGACAUCAUCCGCAUGCACAGAGUCAAGACCCAGCUCUACAACGGCGCCGUCACGCUGGUCAACACCUUCGGCUUCUCGGCGGUGACGUUCGACGGGGCCCCGGGUUCGGCCGUGGAGCCGCGGACGUCCAGCCGCUCCUUCCACUUCGACCAGGAGGACCGGCGGAGGGUGGAGGAGCUGCGCUCCUGGGCCGGCGGCCAGGCGGCGCUGCCCCGGGACGCCGCCGCCGUGCCCCUGUCCUCCGUCCGGCCCAGAGCCUUCUUCGACCUGACCUGCCAGCUGCUGGCCAAGGCGCCCAUGGACACCACCUGCACCCUGCUGAGGGUGUGGGACGGGACCAGGUGUCCUCACCCUCAGGUCGAAGUGAUGGUGGAGCCGCACGCCGUGGAGGGACCGGCGUCCUUCUCCAAGGACAAAGAGAGCCUCGUCGCCAACGUCUUCGUCUACGACAACCACGUGGAGUCUGCCCAGGCGCUGAAGCCUGGGGACUUCCUGAGGAUCUACAACCUGCGAGCCCUCCAGGGGUCCAGUAAAGCUCCCGGCCUGGCGACCGAGCCGUCCGAGGCCGGGGGCCCGCUGAUCUUCCACCUGCACGGAGGGACGUCGUACGGCCGAGGGAUCCGGGUUCUGUCGGAGAACUGCCCCGACGUGCAGGAGCUGAAGAGAGUUCUGGAGACCUUCUCCAGGGACGAGGAGGACAGCCUGUUUGAGGACAGUGACUUGGACCUGCUGGACGUGUGGAGCACCCCCCCUGAGUUCCUGGAUGGAGACACUGAGGAAUGCUGCACAGAGAGGCGCUGUGGCCACGGCGUGCAGCCGGAGUCGCUGGCGGACCUGAAGAGAUCCGGUCCGGGCGGAGUCCACCACGUCCGGGCCCAGCUCAGGUCCUUCCAGCCCUGCAGGCUCCACCAGGCGCUCAAGCUCUACUGCAGCCGCUGCACCUCCAUGCAGGACGUCCCGGAUGAGGAGCAGCUGUCUGAGAUCUUCUCUGCAGCUUCCAGGGACUCUCCGCCCUGCAGUCCUCCCCCCUGGCUGCUGUCGGGAGACGUCCUCCUCCCCGGUGGAGGACGUCCAGCGCUCAGAGUCCACCUGUCUGCAGAGCUCCUGUCCGAGGGCAGAGCCAAGGAGCUGAUCUUCCUCCAGGGUUCUACCCUGGAGGAGGCGUGUCUCCUGGCGGACGGCUACCAGAACGUGGUCCCGGUCAGGUCUUCAGGAGGGGGUCUGGCUCUGCUGGACCUGACGGCGCCGUUCCUGUUCAGAGGCGGGAAGCGGUACUACGGGUGUGGACGGUGCUCCGAGGCCUCGGUGAGGGAGCUCAGUGCUGAGGGGGGGCAGCCGCUGGACGAGGACACUCUGGCAGGAGCCCUGGGCGUCCGCCUGCUGCAGUUGGUCCUGCUGUUCCAGCUGGAGCUGCAGGACGCCACCGACACGCUGGACGUCUUCCUGUGGACGCACGCUGAGUCCUUCUUCAGGGUGUCAGCGGAGAGCGUAGCGGUGGACCAGAAGUCUCAGGACCUCGUCUGUCAAACGCUGGAGGCUCUCUGUCCACCAGGGGGCGGUGCAGCUCAGCGUCCGUGGCUCGACCUAUGUGUGGCGGCGUACCGAGCGGAGGGCGACGGCGAGUCCAGCCAGCUGUGCUAUCAGAUCUGCCACACCAGCGUGAUCCAGCCCUGACCCGGUCUGACCCGGUCUGACCCGCCCUGACCCGGUCUGACCCGCCCUGACCCGGUCUGACCCGUCUGACCCGCCCUGACCCGUCUGACCCGUCUGACCCGUCUGACCCCUGGAACGGGGCACUGCUCCUGGCUGUGUUAAAUUAUUGUGUAGAAAAUGUUUGAAAUGUGUAUUUUUUAUGUCAG
Molecule: messenger RNA, 2598 nt
Organism: Salarias fasciatus (jewelled blenny)
Lineage: Eukaryota; Metazoa; Chordata; Actinopteri; Blenniiformes; Blenniidae
Product: protection of telomeres protein 1-like
Exons: 20
Coding region: 56-2413 (785 amino acids)
Biological process (GO): telomere capping; regulation of telomere maintenance via telomerase
Cellular component (GO): nuclear telomere cap complex; chromosome, telomeric region
Molecular function (GO): telomerase inhibitor activity; G-rich strand telomeric DNA binding
Source: RefSeq, a predicted model, not a curated record